AUUUUCAACUCGGCGCCACACCAACUCUUCUAACUUGGUUGCCAAAUAUACACACAGUGAAAGCAACUUUAAAUAAAAUGCCUCUACCUGAUGCCAAUGUCGAGGUGUCCGCCUCCAGCGAUGCCGCUGAAAACUUCAUCAACCACUACUACCAGGUGAUAAACAAACGCGCCAACCUCAAAAACUUUUAUGUCAACUCCUCUGCGCGGUAUGCAAUCCCCGCGGACAUCUCUAUUAACGGCUCUGUCGUCGCAACGCCAGAAGACUACUUGAAGCUGCUUGAGGGCCAAGGCGAAGGCGUUCACUAUGAAAUUGAGUCCUUUGAUACCCACGUCAUGAACCCGUCCUUUCAGUACGGAGCCCCCAGCAACAUUAUCGAAAACGCCAAGCUUGAAUCCAACGGCUCGCGCAUGAGCAUCGUGGUCGUCACUGUCGGCAAAGUGCAAUUUGGCCCGGGCAAAGACGCACCGGCCAAGAUGUUUAAUGAGACGUUUGUUCUGGUGCCAAACUGGGACUCAAUGAAGAAGAAUCCGCCGCGAGGUCUGCAGAAGUGGCUCAUCAUGUCCCAAAACUUUAGGGCUCUGUGAGGUACUAUGCUGGUAGUUACACUUUGACGUUUGGAGAAGCAGGAAAGAUGGAAUGGCUGGAUUUGAAGCGACACGAAGCCUUCGCUCACAUUAUUUGUUUUUUGGGCGUUUUGGUGCAGGAAAUACAGGCAGCUUCUAUCGUAUCUCAACAGGCACGAUGCUUUUGCCGCAGAAAAUAGCAAGAUUUGUAUUUCGUUUUUAUUUCUUUUUUACAACGCAUAAUUCCAGUAUAUGUGCAACAUAAUUGCCCAUUUUGGACUCGCAUUUCUUCUCUCGUUUUAACUUUUGUCCCAUUUCUAUUGCUGUAUUCCACGAUCCCUUACACUCAUGAGCGAAUGCAGUGCCAAAUCUAGAGUCGUUGCCUCCCGGAAACGGACUUUUAAACAGGGUAUCCAUCUGGGCGUCCAUGGCUAUUGCGUUCUCCGUCUCAUUGAAGUUGUAUGAAAGGUGUACUGCACCGCUCCCAUCCAAUAAAAACUUUUCCGACUGCGAG
Molecule: messenger RNA, 1080 nt
Organism: [Torrubiella] hemipterigena
Lineage: Eukaryota; Fungi; Ascomycota; Sordariomycetes; Hypocreales; Clavicipitaceae
Source: the annotation of a GenBank genome assembly